CCACCCGAAUCACCACUCGCGAGUGCCUCUCCCCUCCUGCAAGCGCCCGAAAUGGCCAUCCUCCGACAUACCGUCGCCCCGCUGCGAGCGGUGCGAUGCGCACGCAAGCCUCUCGUCUCCGCGCGAAGCCUCUCCAUGACGACUCGACGACAAGGCGGCCACGGCAGCGAGUCACAAUUUGAGCCCCCUACCGGAUGGCUCUGGGGCGUCAAGCCCGGCGAGAAGCCCGAGCCCGAGGGCUGGGAGUGGCCCAUGUACCUGUUCGGCGCCGCCUUUUUGGUCACCGGUGUUGCUCUGGCAUUCAAGCCUGAUACUUCCGUCUCUACCUGGGCUCUUGAGGAGGCACGAAGAAGAUUAGAAGCCGAGGGUGUUCUUCCUGACCCUUCAGCAAACGAGAAGAAGAACUAAAUCGACGACAUGGGGAGCGAGACUGGGGUGUCAUGUUCACAAAGGGGAAGGUAGAGGAGGAGGAAAUCAAUCUCACAUGAGGAUUUGGGUUCAGCAGCGAGCGGUGGGGCAAACGUUGGGAGUGGCCAACAUGUACAUGUUUAAGGCAUUUUAUUUUCUUGGUUUUCUAUCGUUACAGAGAUAUAUGGUCCCUCAAUGGCAUGAAAUAUUAGACUGGGUUGUUGGACAAAGAAAAGAAAAAAAUGAUUCACGAUUUC
Messenger RNA from Trichoderma atroviride IMI 206040, 665 nucleotides. RefSeq lists its product as uncharacterized. Lineage: Eukaryota; Fungi; Ascomycota; Sordariomycetes; Hypocreales; Hypocreaceae. The record is from RefSeq and is a predicted model, not a curated record.